Molecule: messenger RNA, 1140 nt
Organism: Botrytis byssoidea
Lineage: Eukaryota; Fungi; Ascomycota; Leotiomycetes; Helotiales; Sclerotiniaceae
Exons: 2
Coding region: 234-1136 (300 amino acids)
Molecular function (GO): hydrolase activity
Source: RefSeq, a predicted model, not a curated record
GAGCCUGCAUUCAUCAUAAUCUAACCUCAUGUCUUACAAAUCACCCGGUAAUUCGACAUCAACAUACUAAUCGCAUUUUCCAACUACUGUUCUAGUCCCGUUCCCACUCUAUUCUAUAUUCUUGUUCUUGUUCUCAUUCCCAUUUUCAUUGCUAUAUACAUUAGAGUCUCAACAUCCGACACAAAACCCUAUUCAAUUCCUUCAUUCCAACUUCCACCACACCACCACCAAACAUGACCUCCGCCACCUUCUACCCAAACUUCACUUCCCAGUCCAUCUCCACAAACUCCAAUAUCUCAAUCCAUACUCUCACAGGACCCAAAGAUGGCCCUCCUCUCCUUCUCGUUCAUGGUUUCCCACAAACACAUCAUAUAUGGCAUUUAGUUACGCCGCAUUUGGUUGAUCACUUUUCUCUUGUGUUGGUGGAUUUGAGGGGGUAUGGGGAGAGUUCUAAACCGAAAGGUAGUGAGGAACAUAAAGAGUAUAGUAAGAGUGCUAUGGGUUCCGAUCUUCUAACCGUAAUGAAGCAUCUCGGCUAUCCACAAUUCUCAAUCCUAGCCCAUGACCGCGGCGCCCGUAUCGCUCAUCAACUCGCCAUCAAUCAUCCGGAAGCUGUGACAAAGCUUAUGCUUCUAGACAUUCUCCCCACUCUAACCAUGUACGAAUUGGGAAGACACUCUUUUUAUCAAAAAUACUGGCACUGGACCUUCCUUACGCAGCCUUCUCCUUUCCCCGAACAAGCGAUUCUUGGGAAUCCCAACCUUUUCUCCGAGAAAUUUCUAGGAAAGGGUGGAGUAAGUAAAGGAUUUGUCAUGGAUGCGAAAGCUAGAGAGGUCUAUGAUGGACUGUUGAGAGAUCAAGAGAGUUUACAUGGAAUGUGUGAGGAUUAUAGGGCUGGGGCGUCGAUUGAUCUUGAAGAGCAGAGGAGAGAUAGAAAAGAGGGGAAGAAGAUUCAAUGUGAUGUUUUUGUGGUUUGGGGAGAGAAGGGCGCGUGUGGAAGCGAGUUUGGGGAUGUAGUAGGGCUUUGGAAAGAGGUUUGUGAGGGAAAGGUGGAGGGGGUGGCGGUGGAUGCAGGACAUUAUAUUUCAGAGGAACGUCCAGAGGAGUUGGUGAAGUUGGUUAAGAAUUGGUUUUGAGGGU